AUGAUUUUAUUAUUAUUAUUUUUUUUAGUUAAAUCAGAAGUUGAAACACAAGGCAAUAUCGUGUUGUAUAGGAAGGAUGCCUAGUAUACCUACAUAGAUUUAGACACUUGCCCAAUCUUAUAUUAUAAGUAGCCUACAUAUUCUUCAGCAACUUUAUAAUUAACAUGGCCACAAUUCUGUUAAUCAAUAUAGGUAGCUGAUUUCCCUGAACCAACAACCUUGGAUGUUAUUUAAUAAAGUUCAGAAGCUCAGAAACUAUCUACUGAUACAAGAUAUGAGAAAUAUUACUGCACUGCAUUAAAAGAAUUAUCAGAUAUAGGUACAGAUGCCUGUUGUUGCAAACCUGAAAACAUAGAUACAGAGCUUUCUACUUAGGGAUUGACGGCCGUCAUCGUAGUUCCAAUAGUAUUUUUUAUUGGCGGAUUGAUUAUGGCAAAAUUGAAUUCUCAUAAUAGUCGAACAGCAUGGAUUCAUGAAUUUGAAUAAGCAUUAUCGAAGGCUUGA
Molecule: messenger RNA, 504 nt
Organism: Paramecium tetraurelia
Lineage: Eukaryota; Ciliophora; Oligohymenophorea; Peniculida; Parameciidae
Exons: 1
Source: RefSeq, a predicted model, not a curated record